Messenger RNA from Coffea arabica (coffee), 819 nucleotides. The record is from RefSeq and is a predicted model, not a curated record. Lineage: Eukaryota; Viridiplantae; Streptophyta; Magnoliopsida; Gentianales; Rubiaceae.
AUGGCUUGGGCAGCUGGGAACCCCAUGGAUCCAGAGGGUGUUAGGACAGUUUCAAUCUUUUCAACGAAAAAUGGGGACAUUGCUACUAAUGCUUAUGAUCUUGACCAGCGUGAUGUAAACAUCAUCGCUGAUCUUGGUCUUGAUGUUCAUCGAUUCUCAAUCGCAUGGAGCAGAAUAUUGCCAAGUGGUCAGUUAAAAGAUGGUGUGAAUCAAGCUGGAAUUGACUACUACAAUAAUUUCAUCAAUGCUCUCAUAGCAAAAGGUGGAGACGAAGGAAUAGAACCGUAUUUGGUGACACACCUCCAACUUCUUUCCCAUGCAGCUGCUGUUGACUUGUAUAGGCAAAAAUAUCAGGUCACACCAUUGAUGUUUACGCGUCCAGUCACAUUUGGUGACUAUCCAGACACCAGGAAGGAAAGAGUAGGCGAAAGAUUACCAAGUUUUACUCCAGUGGAGGGUAGAAAGCUAGAGCGUUCGUACGACUUUCUUGGUUUGAAUUAUUAUACUGGAUCAUUCACCCACUUCCUUGACGAAGGUUAUGUACCACCAUGUCCAAGCUACGUCACAGAUUCUGGAGUUAAUGUAACAGAAACUGAUAGUGAGGGCAAUCCCUUUGGUCGAUCUUGGACCGUAUAUCCUCGUGGAAUCGGAGACCUUCUGAACUACACGAAAGUGGUUUAUGAUAACCCAACAAUCUACAUCACGGAGAAUGGUGUAUGCGCUAAUGACACACUAACCAAAGAGGAGUCCAUAAAUGAUACAGUUCGAAUUGAUUACACAGAAGACCAUUUGUGCUGUGUUCUUCAAGCAAUUGAGUAA